AGCUUCAACAGCUAAUCCUUUGUUUCCCUAUUUGCCCGGAGUGGACUUCGAGAGAAAGCAGAGCUUGUUUGACUCCGGUAAACUGAUAAGAAGUUGCAUAUCUUAUGAAACGAUUACAGAUCCACAUUCAAACUGAAAAUGGCUGAUGGAGCAGACCCGACUGCAGUCUCUUGUGUGAAAGCUCUAAUAGCUUUUGUUGAAAAUGGAAAAGCUCUGCUGGACCUCGCCGAGAAGGAGAGCAGGGAAGGUUCUCUCCAGGAAUUCAUCAGGCAGAAAAUCUGCAUCGAGCAAAAGCAGUCACUGCUGGGUCUGAUUGAAGCUGGUGCAGCCUUGUACAGAAGUUUGUCUGUUAAGAGGAAAAAGGAUGCAGAGGACCUAUGGAGAAAAAACAAUCACUGUGCAGCUUUACGGGACGCUGUGCAGGACUUUCAGAGACUAGAAGUGCAGUGGGAUGCCUUUCUGCAGCGUCUGGAUGAUGAGUUACAACUGAGCGCAAAAAUACUGGAUGGGGACCAUCAGUCAAAAUACAUUUCACCAGAUACAUCGCUCAUCAAUGCCAGAACGGGAGAAACAGUGACAUUAGAGAAAUAUCUUCAUAAAGGUAAGAAGAUCCUGCUGGUGUUAAUCCGUCAGUUCUCCUGUUUACUCUGCCGUCUCCAUCUUAAAGAUCUGGAGCAGAAUCAGAGGUCCCUGGACACACACUCAAUUGAAGUGGUGGUCGUUUCGUUUGGCUGUCAGGAGGGAGCUUCACACUGGCUGAAGGAGACUGGCUGUCAAUAUGACAUGCUGUUGGACCCUGAUAGGAAGAUAUACACAGCAUUCAGCCUGGGAGCGUCUCUGAAGAAAGUUUUAAACUUCAGUAACAUGCUGCUGUAUGCUGAAUACGUGGUGGACAAUAUGGAGUUUCCACGAGGGCUUCCAUCAAUUCAAGACGACAUGUUUCAGCUGGGAGGCGACUUUGUUUUGGACGAACAUGGGAGGGUGCUGUUCUCUCACUGCUGUCAGAGUCCCAUAGACAGACCCUCAGUGGAGGACAUUUUAUCUGCCCAGUGAAGAUGAAACUCCUUCAUGCACCACACAGGUUAAUUAAAGGAGAACAGAAAUUGUGUCAGCUGAUAAACUCCCUGUACCAGUUUAGAAUAACAGUGACUGUUGGCCAAGCUGUAAACUGAUAAAUAUUAUAAUAUACCAGCUUUAAGCAACAAAUUAAAAGAUCUCAACUUGCUGAUAAUAAAUAUAUCAUAAAAACACCUAAUGAAAUGUUACUGUACAAAUAACCGAGUCUUGCUUUUAUAACAGAAUUUAUUAGGCUCACUUUGUAAUGAAAAUCGAUUUAAAAACAUGAAUCUCUUUAAUAAAGAUAUAGAGCAUGGUCCUGUGUUUCCCAGCUUUGUAUCCAUCAUAAAGGUGUUGAGACUGUUGUUUGUGCUGUUGUUGUACUGCAUUAUCUUUGCAGAUGUUCCUAUUAUUUUGUCCACCAUGAUCUUUGGUCCAACCCAAACAGCAAACAUUAAUGUGACAAAAUCAAUAUUGCACCUGCACUAAUUAUACUGUGAGAUAGGUAGGCUGCAAUUAUUUUCCUUACUGAUUGAUCUGCCAAUUAUUUUCCUAAUUAUUUGAUAAUAGUUUUGUUUAUUAAAUAGUAAAAAAUGCCCAUCACAAAUUCCAAGGUGACAUCUUUAAAUUUUUUUUUGUCUGACCAACAGACCAAAACCUGAAGAUAUUCACCACCAAAUCCUCACACUGCAGAAGGUGAAACCAGAGAACUGUACAUUGUCUUACAAAAAGUCUCAAAAUGAUAGAUUAUAAAACAGUUCCCUAUUGAUAUUUAGUUGAUUGAUUAAUUGACUAAUUGCUGCAACUCUAGAAGAUAAAUCAGAGCUUUAGUAAUCCACGGACAUUUUAUGCCCAAGAUGCUUUAAAAAAAAAUACCAUGUACUGUAGUAUAAGUACAUUAUAUAGAAUAGAUGAAUAACAAAAUUGAACAUAUAAAGAAUAAAUAUAUAUAUAAAUAUAAAAGGGGGUGCAAAGUACCAAUGAUGUAAUCUCAAACUUAAGUAACAGUUGUGUAACAUUUUGUGAAAGAAAAAAAUAUGUCUCAAUGCUAAAGGUCAACCAAAAAGCACAAACUGGACUAAUGUCUAAGAAAACCAAAUAACAGAAAGGUUGUCUAAUCAGUUCUAUCACAGAGAGAGAGCGCGUCAUCUUGAUUUAAGCUCAGUAACUUGGUUAAUGUUUUAGUAUGCUACAUUCUGACUAGUGAAAGUGCCAAAGUGUUUAUGUCUUCUAUGUUUCUCAAGCUAGUUUGUUACAAAGGUUCAAUAAAAUCAAUCAAUAAAUCAGCAAACUUGCAAAGCAAAAUUUAUUUCUGUCUAAAGUGUCAUUUUGGUAUUUGAGUAAAUGACCACAAAUUUCAAUCUCAUGGUGGCACUAGAGGAUAAAUCUGGGGAUCACCAAAGUCAUUAGGAAUCAUCAUCUGGGCACCAUGAAAGUCUGUACCAAAUUUCAUGACAUUUCAUCCAAGAUAUUUCAAGAUAUUUCACUAAAUUAUGCCAGGCUAAGAUAGUCAGCAGGGAGGGAAAAUGUAGACAAACUCAGUGAGCACUUUGGGCAUUUCCAGAAGAAGAUCGUUACACUUGGUUCAUUUUCAUUAAUACUUUUUGCUGGUGACAUACACAACAUGAAUUAAAGUGCUGGAAGUUAUUGGUUACUAUCUUAUCAGUAUUAUAUACGCCGCCCUUAUCUAAAACGGUCUAUGAAUCCGGUUCUAAGAUAGAAGCUGCUUACAUUGUCAUUUACGCUGUUUUAUAAUCCUUACUGAUAACAUGUGACAACACACUAAAGCAAAGGAACAAAGAUGAAAGCUUUUCGAGGUUAAAAAUAACCAAGAUCAUCGAUCUUAAAAAAUAAAAUAAAAAACUCAGGUCUGUAAAGCCCUUAUUUGUUUUGUCUGUUAACUAUCUUACAGAAUUCUUACGUGAACUCAAACAUGAGCCAUAUUUUGACACUUGUAAUGCCUGUUGUUCUGUAUGGGGUCUGGGGGUUGGACCCAGAUGUCUGACUACAGUCUGUUUUCUGAUGAUGACACUAAGUUACAUUAGACAAUAUAAAAGUUAUUGAAUCAUGUCUACGACAGGAAGAGAGUCUGUCACUCACUGUCAAUUUAACUUUUGGAAAAGGAAAACCUGGAUUAAAGUAUAUCUUGUCACAUUUUUGGUUAAUGUUUCCAUUAUGUUACAUUUUGACUACUGAGAGUCCCAAAGUGUUUAUGUCUUCUAUAUUUCUCGAGCUACUGUGGGUUUGUUACAAGGGUUCAGUGAAUGUCUUAUGACUCAAAGUAGAGGAGAUAUCGGCACAUAAUCUAACUAGUUUCUUUAGGAAUGCAUUUUUUGUAUGGCAUAGUGUGUGUUUCUGAUAUAUACAAUGUUUUUAAUGCAGUGUUUUUGUACAGCAUAGUCUUGGUUUUCUUUAAGACGCACAGAAUUGUGUAAUGAUAUUGUAACCAGCAUCGUGGGUUCGCCUAACUGUAUAAACUUAAUAAGGAAAGAAUAAACUGGAAGAAACGUCUCAA
Morone saxatilis (striped sea-bass) is the source of this 3571-nucleotide messenger RNA. RefSeq lists its product as uncharacterized. The transcript is spliced from 9 exons. Lineage: Eukaryota; Metazoa; Chordata; Actinopteri; Moronidae. Bases 139 to 1053 code for a protein of 304 amino acids. The record is from RefSeq and is a predicted model, not a curated record.